AUUCAUUUACAGUUCAAAGUGUUCAAAGUAUAGAGAAAUAUGGCUGUUGCUCAUGGCACUGGAAUCGCGUUAGAAGUCGCCAAUGGAAAGAAAAAAAGUAUGUUUGGAAAGUAUUUUGGGAGUUAUAGUUCCGGUGAUUUAACAAAAGUUGAACCAACUACUACAAAAUUGCCAGGACUGCUUUAUCCAAGAGAAAGUGAAUCUCGUGAGGUUAAAUCUCUUGACGGUUUCUGGGACUUUGUUAUUCCUCCAGCAGACGAUGUUCAAAAAGGUCACAGAGAACUUUGGCACACAGACACUUUGUCCAAGUUUGACAAUGUCAUUCAAAUGCCAGUGCCCUCCUCUUACAAUGAUAUCACAACUUCUUCUGCCCUUCGUGAUCACAUUGGUCCAGUUUGGUAUGAAAAGUCAUUUUUCAUACCAUCGUCUUGGAAAAGUGAGAGGGUAUUCCUGAGGUUUGGAUCCGUCAAUUACUUGGCCCAAGUAUGGCUAAAUGGUGACUUACUGACAAAUCACGAAAUAGGACAUCUGCCAUUUGAGGCUGAAAUCACUACAUUCAUAGUUUUUGGAGGUAAAAAUCGCGUUACCGUUGCUGUAGACAAUAGCCUCCUCAAAACUACUGUGCCUCAAGGAAAAAUUGUUAGCAUGGAGUCUGACAAUGGACCUGUCAAAGUACAAACUUAUAGUUUCGACUUUUUUAAUUAUGCUGGUAUCCAUAGGCCUGUCUUAUUGCAUACAAAACCAAAAAUAUAUAUAGAAGAUAUCACUAUCACCACAGAACUGGCUGGUGAUGUUGGUAUCAUUAAUUAUAUGAUUGAAAUAGCAGGAUUAGAAGAGACUGACCUUCCUAUAUGUCAUGUGAAUCUCAUUGAUGCUAAUAAUCAAUUUGCUACUGAUGGACCACACAUUGGAAUUCAAGGAAUCAUUGAGAUUAAAUCUCCAAAAUUAUGGUGGCCUCGAUCUAUGAAUGAAAACCCUGGUUAUCUUUACACAUUUGAAGUUGCAGUUACGACGUCAAACUCUCCCAAAAUAGACAUCUACAGACUUCCUAUUGGUAUUCGAAACAUUGAAUGGACCACUUCAUCAUUUCUGAUAAACAAUAAGCCAGUUUAUUUUCGUGGGUUUGGAAGACAUGAGGAUUCUGCAAUAAGAGGACGUGGUUUAGAUUUGGUUACUGUAGCCAGAGAUCAUGAAUUACUUAAAUGGAUUGGUGCAAAUGCUUACCGCACUAGUCACUAUCCUUACAGUGAUGAAGUUCUUGACAUGGCUGAUAAACUUGGAUUUCUUAUCAUCGAUGAGUGUCCAUCUGUGGACACAGAAAGUUAUUCUUCAACUUUGCUUAAAAAGCACAAAAGGUCUUUGUCAGAAUUAAUCAGAAGGGAUAAAAAUAGACCUUCUGUAGUGAUGUGGUCUAUUGCAAAUGAACCAAGAACUCAACAUCGCAAUGCUUCUUCUUAUUUUAAGCAAAUAGUUCAGCACACUAAGUCACUUGAUUCUACUCGUCCAGUUACAAUUGCAAUAGCAGUAUCAUCCAGUGAGGAUAAAGUGGGCCAAUACCUUGAUGUGAUAAGUUUUAAUAGAUACAAUGCUUGGUAUUCAAAUCCUGGAAGACUGGACAUGAUAACUAAACGAAUAGUCACAGAAGCUCAAGCUUGGCACAAUAAAUAUAAGAAACCAGUAUUAAUGUCAGAAUAUGGUGCAGAUACGAUGCAAGGAUUGCAUGAGUUACCAGAAUAUAUUUGGAGUGAAGAAUAUCAGACGCAACUGAUAUCAAAACAUUUUAAAGCUUUUGAUUUAUUAAGAGCUGAAGGUUUUUUUAUUGGAGAGUUCAUUUGGAGCUUUGCAGAUUUUAGAACAGCGCAAACUUACACAAGAGUUGGAGGAAAUAAAAAAGGAGUGUUUACUAGAGACAGACAACCAAAGAUGGUGGCUCAUCACAUUCGUAAAAGAUACCAUGCUUUAGGAGCUGAACAAGAUGAGUCGAAACUUCCUAAUGAUCUCGAGAACUACAUAUCCUCACAUUAUCUUUAAUGACGAUAUUAUUUAUUAGUAGGUUGUAUAUUUUUGUAAACAAAUAAAUUAUCUUUGUAUUCUAAUAUAUUUUAUGUGAAAUAAAAUUUCUAAAAAAUAA
Messenger RNA from Nasonia vitripennis (jewel wasp), 2131 nucleotides. Its product is annotated as beta-glucuronidase. Gene Ontology annotation, biological process: glucuronoside catabolic process; carbohydrate metabolic process. The record is from RefSeq and is a predicted model, not a curated record. Gene Ontology annotation, molecular function: beta-glucuronidase activity; carbohydrate binding. The coding region runs from base 40 to 2031 and encodes 663 amino acids. The transcript is spliced from 10 exons. Lineage: Eukaryota; Metazoa; Arthropoda; Insecta; Hymenoptera; Pteromalidae.